Molecule: messenger RNA, 585 nt
Organism: Phialemonium atrogriseum
Lineage: Eukaryota; Fungi; Ascomycota; Sordariomycetes; Cephalothecales; Cephalothecaceae
Exons: 3
Coding region: 1-585 (194 amino acids)
Source: RefSeq, a predicted model, not a curated record
AUGGUAGGAUGGCACGCGGCCGGGCCGACCUAUAUUGUCCCCGUCGAGUCCGUCUGCGACAAUCGGAGCCUAAGCGCCUACGACUUUGGCCUCGAGGCAGCCGACAGGCUCUUCUUGACGCUACCAACACGCGUGGACAGCCAUCUGAGCUGGGACCUACUGGCAGUGUUCACAUCGCAGGAGCCAGACCGCUACGCAGCCCUCUCGGCGGCCGGCUUCCCCGUCCUCGACAGCGAGGCGGCGGCCACCAGGCUGCUAGCCGAGGGCAAGGCAGGCAUCGAGCCCGUCGCCUAUACGGCGAUGACGGGGCUCCGCUUCUCCGACGGCACCACUGCCGACGCUGACGCCGUGGUGCGGUGCGUGCACGGGGUUCGCCGACAAGGACCCCUGGGCGGGGGGGGGGAGGGGGGUGCUGCCGGUGUCAACGAGACCGGGACAGGAAACGGCGGCGGCGACCCGGAGGCUAGCAAUGACAACCUGUUUGGCCUACGCGAUAGCGCAGCACGGCUUGACGCCACGUGGGGCGUCGAUUCCGAGGGCGAGAUCCGAGGGCUGUGGAAGGGCCAUCUGCGCCUCGAGAACUAA